Molecule: messenger RNA, 1229 nt
Organism: Sycon ciliatum
Lineage: Eukaryota; Metazoa; Porifera; Calcarea; Leucosolenida; Sycettidae
Product: coiled-coil domain-containing protein 86-like
Exons: 4
Coding region: 121-492 (123 amino acids)
Cellular component (GO): nucleolus
Source: RefSeq, a predicted model, not a curated record
GAAACUAACAAAAUUUUAUUUUGUUGUUGUGCGCUUGGUGAUCGACAUCGACAGCUACAGAUUCUAGAAGUAAGCAGUUCUCGAUUGUAGUUUUUUAGCCUACUAUGAACAGCGGUCGACAUGGCUGAGGUGGCUACGCCGAAAACAUCGGCUUCCGAGCCUCCACGUGGACGACCCAAAUCUGGUCGUGUGUGGAAAGAAACGCAGACAGCAAGGUACAGCAGUGUUGUGGAUGUCAAGCCGCUAAGGACAAGCUGGAAGAAGAAGCAAGAGCAGAGAGCGGAACUCAAGCUCAUCAAGCAGUUGGACCGUGAGGCCAAGGAGGCCAAGAACAAAGCCAAGGAAGAUAAGAGGAAGAGGGAAGAAGAGAACAAGCGUCGGCGCGAGGAAAACGAGAAGAAGUCACAGAUAGUUCAGAAGAUCACCAGACUCGACACCCUGAAAAGGAUGAAGAAGAACAAGAAAAUGCAAAAGAAGCUCCAAAUCAGAUAGUACACCCAGUGUUCUCAGAUAGUACACCCAGUGUUCUCAGCAGCAGCAGCAGCAGCAGCAGCAACAAUACUAUUUUUAAACACGAAACUCUGAGUCACGAUAACAAGAUUGGUCUCUAUUGUUCUGCCUCGUGUAGUGCACUCUGCCCUUGUUAGGGGAUCGAGCACUCUUUGCAGCAAGGACCUGAGGCACUUUCAGUUACGACCGUUAUCGUGCAGAUGCUUGAUAGUCGCUGGCCAAGCCCCAUGCAUCUGUCAGCAGCUAUGCUCAGCUGAGAUGUGUACUAUGCAUUGUAUUUAGCUAUUUACAGUGUUCACACCACAUCUGCCGGGCAUAUAAGAUCGAUGCCCUCUACUCCAGGCUAGACCUGCACUGCUACAAGGCUAUGUCGCCUGGUGCCUUGUCUGCAAGCCACACGUGUGCAAUAUGCCAACUGUUCCGGGUGACCAACCCCGGCCGGGCCAAGCCUGCAACUUACUUUCUUCUGCUGAACAUGUGGCCUUUGUUAUGUGUGUGUGUGUGUGUGUGUGUGUGUGUGUGUGUGUGUGUGCCUGUGUCUUGGCUAUGUACUGCUUUUGCAAGAUCUUUCAACAUGACACACUCUGCACUGCAAUACAGUGCUGCUUGGUCGAUGCGUCUGCACCUUGAUUCUUGAAGGUGGUCGUAAUGGCAUUCUACUCCGACGCCGGAUGCAGAAAGCUCAUUAGACAUGGUUAGCAUUUUACCGUUCACCCUGA